GAGCGAGGUUUGGUCCUCGGCAAGACCCGUAGCUCACUACUCCCACACGGCGGGCUUGAAAUCAAACACAACUCACCCGGCACGUUAUACGUGUCUUUCCACGUUUAACGACCGAUCACUGGGACUCUACGAGAUGUGUUCUUUGGCGCUGUUCCCCCCUCCUUUGCCAUCGGGGGAGACCACCCUGUGCGAGUCCAACAACGAGCUCCUGUCCAGAACUGCCACUGAUGAACUACUGGCCCAGGAGUCAAGUCCACUGAGUCUGUAUUUUCCUCGAGAGAGUCUGAAGCCGCACAAUCGCACAGAAAGCAGCAGUAAAGCAGCCUUUUUGGACCACUCAGAAACUCUCUGGAUGAGAAGUGCAGCUGCAUGGCGAGAUGAGGGCUUCACUGGAUUACUUUCUGAAAUCACAAACUCUCACACAGAAGUGCCUCGCUGGUUGUCGGUGAGCUGCUCAUGUGUUCUGGCGCUGCUGCAGAAAGUUUCAUCCUUUCACAACUCCCUCUUUCCACACGCCACUCUGAGCAGUGAGGACAUGAUUGCAGAGUUCUCCCAAGUGCUGAACUGGUCAGACGGGGUGGUGCGAGCCUUCGCCUGGCACCCUCACACGGAUAAAUUUGCCGUAGCUCUCCUGGACGACUCCAUUAAAAUCUACAACCCCAAAAGCGCCACCACUCCCACGCUAAAGCACCGUCUGCAGAAGAGCGUGGCGGCGCUGCAGUGGAAGCCGCUGUGCGCCUCCGCUCUGGCCGUCGCCUGCCACAACUGCAUCCUGGUGUGGAAUGUGGAUCCCUGCUCCCUCUCUACUCGGCCUUCCUCUGGCUGUGCUCAAAUCCUGUCUCACCCCGGCCACUCUCCGGUCACCUCCAUCGCGUGGUCGCCGAGCGGCUCCCUGCUGGUGUCAGCCUCGCCGAUGGACACAGCCAUGAUGGUCUGGGACGUCGCCGCUGAGAACUGUGUUCCCCUGCAGCGCGUGGGAGGAGGCGGAGUCACCUUCCUCUCCUGGUCCCCCGAUGACGGCCACGUUCUGGCCUCCACGCCCUCGGCUCUCUUCAGGGUUUGGGAGACGAGGAUGUGGACCUGCGAGCGCUGGCCCAGUGUCAAAGGUCGCUGCCAGUCUGGCUGUUGGAGUCCGGAUGGAAGUCGCCUUCUCUUCUCUGUGCAAGGGGAGUCGCUGAUCUACGCUCUGACCUUCAGCGACGUGCCAGGCUCGCCCACCGACACUCUGAAGGGAUCCCAGGCGGCGGCUGUGGUGGCCGACCUGUCCGAGACCAGCUUUGACACGCCAGACGGAAGUGUCAUUGUUGGCGGAGAAAUCCAGUCACUCAUUUGGGACCCGAGAGGAGAGCGACUUGCAGUUCUUCUUAAAGGUGAUCCUCAAAUAGCAAACCGACCGGCUGUCAUUGCCGUUUUUAAGACAAGAACUCACCCCAUUUUCGAGCUGCUGCCGUGUGGUUUUGUUCAAGGGGAGCCUGAUGCUGAGCCCAGGCUCAUCCAGUUUCACCCAAACUUCCAGCACGGAGCUCUGCUCACCGUGUGUUGGUCCAGUGGAAGAAUCACACAUGUGCCUUUCUACUUUCUGAGCGCCACGGCCAGAAAUCUUGGCGCCAACGGAAGCCCAGCGGUGCCACGGCCUGAGGAGCGCACGGCUGACUUUGGCAAUCAGUCGCUGUUCACGGAGCUCCUCUCCUGAACUGUGAGGAUUAUUGUUGCUGUUUGUUAAUAAAA
Synchiropus splendidus (mandarinfish) is the source of this 1728-nucleotide messenger RNA. It is a transcript of the gene aaas, whose product is annotated as achalasia, adrenocortical insufficiency, alacrimia. The coding region runs from base 134 to 1693 and encodes 519 amino acids. The transcript has 17 exons. Gene Ontology annotation, molecular function: protein binding. Gene Ontology annotation, cellular component: nuclear pore. The record is from RefSeq and is a predicted model, not a curated record. Lineage: Eukaryota; Metazoa; Chordata; Actinopteri; Syngnathiformes; Callionymidae. Gene Ontology annotation, biological process: nucleocytoplasmic transport.